Molecule: messenger RNA, 612 nt
Organism: Aricia agestis (brown argus)
Lineage: Eukaryota; Metazoa; Arthropoda; Insecta; Lepidoptera; Lycaenidae
Product: cysteine proteinase-like
Exons: 2
Coding region: 193-540 (115 amino acids)
Source: RefSeq, a predicted model, not a curated record
CAGCUUUAUCAGUUUUUUAUUCCUUGAGUAGAAUCGCAGACAACACGUUGAAAACAACAUUGGUAUUAGUAAUUUCGUAACAUUGAGCAUCAUUAAUUUUGACCACAAAAACAGCUUUUGACCUUUAGUAACGAGUUACCGAGGCCGAUAGAGUCGAUAGUCGGAUUUGGUUAGUCACAUCGAGACUUCGACAUGAAACGUAUACAGCUAGCGAUAUUCCUAGUUUUCAUAGUUAACUUGAGCGCGUGUCUCGAGUAUGAUGAAGACGACGACUUUCCCAUCCUAGAAGACUUUGCUGACGAGGACGACGAUGUGAAACCACAGAUAUACAACUUGAAGGACGCGCCGAAGCUAUUCGAGAAGUUUGUUGCUGAGUACAAGAAGGUGUACAAAUCGGAUGCCGAACGGAAGGAGCGUUAUCAGAAUUUCUAUAAGAAUUUGAAGGAGAUUAACAAGAUCAACAAAAGUGGCACGUCGUCGGCUGACAUCAACCUGUUUGCGGAUCUCGCCGAAAAGGAGUUCAGUGUAUUGGGCAGAUAGAAUGAAUCGCGACGAAGGAACCAUCCUGUUAUACACCACACAUCUAUUUAAAUACAUUUGAAUUUAUUUUAC